This is a messenger RNA of Leishmania braziliensis MHOM/BR/75/M2904, 6435 nucleotides long. RefSeq lists its product as hypothetical. The record is from RefSeq and is a predicted model, not a curated record. NCBI's taxonomy places the organism in Eukaryota, Euglenozoa, Kinetoplastea, Trypanosomatida, Trypanosomatidae. The transcript has a single exon. Bases 1 to 6435 code for a protein of 2144 amino acids.
AUGCACUGUGAUCGCGCCUCCCUCUUCGCCCUUUCUCCCGUACAGUCACUCCCACACCAAUGCCUACCCCCGCCUACAAAGCUCUCGGUACGUGCCACGCACGCCUCGUCUCUCGCUCUCUCUCUCUCUCACUGCUCCCCCCUCAUCACCGCAUCCGAGGCAAAACAUCAGCCGCCGAGGCACCGGCAGCUCUCCAGCACAGACAGGCACGCGCAGAGGGUCACAGAGAAGGAGAGUGGGGCCGAAAUGCCACUCUUCUUCUCGAGGCUUCCGUUCAACCGUGCCGGCAGCCGCGUGGAUCCCCAGCCAGCGCCUUCUCCACAGUACUUAGCCACGAACACAGUACAGGGGAACGACUGUGUCAACAUUACUGCGGCCCCACUCAUAUUUCCACGCUACCUCGACAGCCGCGACGUCAGUGCGUGCGUCUUCUCUCUUACUCCAGUUGAUAGCCGCUGGGUGGACGCGGUGCUGCGACAGCUGUGCGUGCGACAUCACUCGGCACUAGCGCAGCCACCCCAAAGUCGGUCCGCGGACGCCGCGGCCUGUGAUGGGCGAGCGGAGACGUGCCCCCGGGGCGGAGCCGAAGGUGACGGCGGCUUUGUUUCUGCGUGUGUGGCGACGAAGAGUCGUCGGUUGAGCCGCCGUUCCUCUUCUGCCUACGUACAAUGUGCGAUGGCCAGCCCAUCACCUUCUCGUACUGAUGGCGAUAGCAACAGAGACCCUGCCGCGGCGAGUGUUUGGGCAUGCGGACUGCGUCUUGUUUGGCGAGAGACAUCGCUCGACCCGCUGUCAAGUGGGACUGUGAGCACGGUAGCGGCGGGCAGAGUGGCCGAGGACCAGGACACCACAGCAUAUCCAACCCACUUCAGAGCUACUGUUAACCUGGACGACGACGCCGACAAGGGCCGCAGAGCAGUCCACGCUCCUCAUGAUGUUCCGUACGCCUGCACGAGGUCGCUCGUGGGAGUGCCAGACGCACUCGUGCUUGAUCCCGGCUCGCCAUGUGUUGUCGAUGACCCGCUGUCUUCGUUACUGCCAUGGUCGCAGCGGCCUCGAAAGAGGACGCGCGCCUCCCUCGAAGCGGAGGCGACUGCCGGCCCCACCGCGCCCUCUUGUCACCCCACUACCAAAACCGAUGGAACCGCGCAGGCUCCCCAGGCGGCACCAGAUCUGCGUCGAUGUGCAGCACACUGGCCGCAUCUCUGCUCCUCUGCCACGCCAAAGACACCUUCACACGCGGUGAGGGUCAUCUCAGUGUCCGGGUCGCUGCCGCAGCGCCACUUGGUUGAGAUGGAGAGUCUCUGGCGCUUUUCCUCCACGGCACGAUCCAUCCCGUACGUGCUACGGAUGCCGCUGGAUGUAGGCGCAAAGGCCAGGUGGUCGGUGAUGAUGGAGUCCACAACGUGGCUGGAGCGCAAGACGGAGGGUGGGCAUGAUGGUGAGCUGAGCGUCGGUGGCGUGCGACAUACGGCUGGUGCAGAGGUCGCUCUCCGUGAGGCUGCUGCCAGUGCGCAGCCUGGGGGGACAGUAGUGACGGUGCCAGAGCCGGCCCUCGUGCGUCAUGUCCGUCUUCGCUUCCUCGUGCGAAAGUCUAACAGCGAUUGCGGUGGUGCAGGGCAGCAAAGGUGCCGCGCUGCCUCUGCGGCCCCACCGGCGUCGUCGAUGACGUUUACCGAGGGCAGUCGCACUGCUGAGGCCUUGUCGGCAGAGUGGGGCGCCUUUGUGGCCAAUGUGCACGAGUCACGCAUAGCAGUGGAACAGCAGCGCGCCGCCUUCACGCGUGAACGGUGUCAAGCGGCGGCAGCUUCUCUCCGCAAUGUGAGCGAGAGCGUGGCGGACACGCUCGCCUCAUUGCCGCAGCUCCACUUCUCGCGUCUCUGCGUCGCGCGAAGGGCGUCUCAUCGCGAGGGGAGCAAACGAACGCACAGUGUGCUGGAUGCGGGGCCCAAGGACUCGAUGUACGGACUCGGCCAUGCUUAUCCCUAUCCUGUGCUGCAGUGGUGGCGGUGGACUUCGUGCAGUCGCUCACGUGCACCUCUGUCGCUGCGUGGACAAGAGACGCCGCGUCGCCUACCGGAGACGUGCACUGCUUUCUUCAGUGUACCCGACGGCGCCGAGGCGACUCGAGAGCAACUCGCAGUGACACUGCUGCGUUGGGUUCACGACAUGUCAGAUGUACGGUGGCGGGCCGCGUCGUGGUUGCCGUGGGACUCGUGGAUCGCCAUGGCCUGCGCUGUCGCUGGCGUGCCACUGUUGUUGUUCCCUCUUUCGCCCACCCACGCAUCGCUACUGAUGCCGUCGGCUAGUCGCGUGCAGGGCUACUUACGCAUCGCUGCCGCAGAGGAUGCGGGAGCAGCACCGGCGGCGCACCUCACUGCUGACUCGCUCGUCCUUGGUGGUCGUCCCGCUGGGCAUUCGACCGGGGGCUCUGUGCUUGAGCGACAUCCAUGGUCGGCCCCUGCUGCGGCACCGCAGCUGCUGAGCGAGGCAAUGGCAUCCACACCAGCGAGGCCAGGCGGGGUGCUUUCUGCAGUCGCGCAGGAAGACGCAAGCCACGCACAUGCGCAUCAUUGGGCGGUGCGCGCUGCGGCGGUGACGGAGUGCGAGGCGCUAGCACGUGCGUGCGACAGGCAUGGGGGGACUCUUUCGCAAGAGCGAGAGGGAGUCGCUUCCGCCAUAGCGACCGCUGCGCACGCCCCUCACCGCUCUUCGCUCAUGCACCGGAGGUGCGGCAAGGCGGACGCGGUGUGGACAAGUGAUGGUGGCCACAGCUGGUCAAUGAGGACAGCAGCGGCGGCACAGGUGAGCGCAUCAUCCCCAAACGCCGUUUCACCUCUUUUGCCAGUCGUCGUUUUUCCAUCCUCUCCCGCUGUGGUGUACGUCGCGCGAGGUCACGUCGAUUCCGCCGCUGCCGAUCUUCUUGGCGAAGACUCACGCUUUCCACCGUCUACGGUGGCGCUACUGGCGCCGUCCGAGUCCCCAUCUAUCAGCAAGGCCUCAUCUGUCGACGACACAACCACGGGUGAUCUGUAUUUCAGUGAGGCUGUCGGCAGAAAGCGUCCACGGUCUGCUGUAACCUCCCCCUCGGCCACGGUCUUGCCUUUUGGUCCAGCCAACGUCACCCCAUCCCUCACGUAUGCGGUGCGUGCGUCGUCAUCACGGGCAGGGCGAGAUGCGUCCCUGCCUUCCCCCUGCGAUGCUCGCAUAGCACAGCGCAGCAGCACGCCGCAGCGCCUGCUUGCUGCCUGGUUCGAGCAGCGGUGCCGUGAGGUAAGCCCGGCCACUGACGACUCGCCGUCUCUUCUUGUAUUGGCUGCGACGACUGAAACAGACGCGGCGCCCUCCACUGAAGAAGGCACGUUGCUGGGGCCACAGGCAUCACCGCACUUGCCAUCGCCACCGCCAUCCGACGCGUCAUCCACUGCCUAUUUUUGCUUGGACAGCCACCGACUGCUGCGGUGGCUCAUUGUGCCGCCGUCUCCUACUCGACUUCCCUUCGCUCCACCACGGCAGCGGCGGCGAUGCGUAGAUCUCAUCAGCGAGUCGGCAGGACCGACGACGCUGACGACGCACGCACCCGUGUCGCAGCCACCGUCUCGUUGGGGACCUUGUACUCGACAGGCGCUAUUGCAGGACGCCCAGCCAUCAGGACCGCGUUGUACGCUUGCGUCGCCUACUAUCUCGGCGGUGCAGGUACGCGAGGAGAGGCGUACAGAUGCAGCAACGAGAGAUGCUGCUGCUGGUCCUACCGCUUGCGCUGAGGGGGCUCUUUGGUCUCCUACGGGUGAGUUGGCCACGGUGGCGCCAACAGGCGGCAACGGUUGUACUGCCUUGAGCAUGUGUCUCCCUGCCAAGCCCCUUAACGGGCUCGAAGGUACACCCAUGAGCUCUGUCCCGGUGUGGAGGUGGGCGCAGCUCACAUUGCAUAACUACGCCGCCGACGCGCUGACUGGCGCUGCCCUGUCUGGCGCCGGCACCGUUAAGCUAUCUCCGCGCGCGACUGACGCGACAGUCAUACCGACAGUCCGGACGGUUCCGCCAGCCGCGGUGCAGACAGCGGUGCACCGCUUUGCCCCCGUGGUGAAAUCCGCGGUUACGAGUGCGCUGACUCACGACUGUCCUUUGCGUAGGCUUCCCUCUUGCUCCUCAGCACUUCAAGGGCAGCCACCCACCACCAAGACGACUGGAGAGUGUCUCCUCAUCACUGCUGAGCACUGUAGGCAGCAUCGUGCACGGCGUGCAGCGCAGCGUCUCACUUUGUAUGGCCUGCUGCUCGCCCACGAUGCGCGACGGGCUCCGUCAGUGCCGCUUCGAUCGCGGCCUCUGUCUCACAGCAUCGAAGAGGAAGAGACCGGCUUGUCACGUGGCGCUGACCACACCGCUGCUGAUGCAUUCAUCAUCGGUGCCCAACUCUACCGAGAUGAGCUCGAGCGCAACGACAAGGCGGAACUGGUCCAGUGCGUGCGUGCCGCUCUCGUGCGCGCGCAGUAUACGGCGUGUGUGACGAUAUUUCAGCAACCGAGUGGGCACGGUAAAGGUAGCGCUGGCAAACCGGCGGAGGCGCGACGAUCGACCAGCGCCUGUCGUGCCGCCGCCUCACGCACGUGUGCCUACGGCAGCUGCAGCUCCAUGCCUGCAGCACCCCACGUGCCACUCUCGUCAGGGCCGCUGCCGGCGCCACUGUGCGGUCGCCACUGCAGGGCACGUGAGCGUCGAUUGCACCACAUCAUCCGAGGCGGCAUGCGCAGGGACGGCUGGCUUGUUUUCCACACAUUUUGGUACGACGUCCUCGCUGAAUGCGCCUCUCCGGACUCCCCGCAGACGUGGCCCGGCUGUCGUUUGGGCGCGGUGCAGGACAGCGUGACGACACGCGUGGCAUCGAGGGAGGAGAGCAGCACGGACGAGUCGGUGCGCCACGCGCCUCUUCGAACAACGGAUGCGCCACGAGCGCGUGUUGAGCAGCGCGACAUCGGCUCCCGAGAUGUGUGGGUCGAUACCGAAGCCGACGCCUCCCCGCUGGGGGUGUUGGUGCACGAGACGCGGUGGGACGUUGACACGAGCGACGAGGAUGAUGAGUGGAGGGAGUCCGAGGAAGAAGGGGAUGGGACAGUAGCCCUCCACGUUGAACACGGUAGCUCGCAGUGGUGCUGUUGCUGCCUGGCGUCACAUGAGCGCCUCAUUCAUAGAAUCGUGGAGCAAGUAGAUGGCCCCGCAGCGACCACCAAGCAACGCAUGGCGGUGGCACCCACGCUGGGGUGCAGUGAAUUGUGCCCCAGAGGAGGAGCUCGGCCACCGCUGUGCCCUGCUUGGUGGAGGACGGGUUCGACGGCGGCUGCCACCACCGCCUCUGAGGCACCCUCGACAUCACAACACAACCCGACCAUCGCAGCUGCUCGUGCAACGGCAUGCCAACAGUCGGUGAGACGUGCCUGCAAGAGGCCUUUUCCCCACGCUCUCGAUGCGGGUGAUGUCAGCGUUCCACCUGCGCUGGUGCCUCAGUCGCUGUCCGUGCCAGCACUGUCGUUGCCCAGCUUGAUUGAGGGCUGCACACACGGUACAGGGCGGGAAGGUACUCUUGAUGGCGAGAUCGAUGGCGACAGGAGUGCGAGCGGCGCCGCCGCGCGUUCCUUCUUUGCGCGACUACGGCGAUAUGCGGCACAACUUCUCUCCUGUGGCACCGCUGCCGCUGCACGCUCAGCAGCCGCGGAAACCGUGACGGCAGCGACAGCGGUGCCACAGGGCCGCUGCCCCUCUUCGUGCAGUCUCUUUUCGUCCUUCCUCGGCUCGACACGCUGCUGCUCCUCUUGCUGUGGCAUAGCGGUGCCGUUAUCGGCACCACCACUGCGGUCGUUCUCGCCUCGCUUAGCAAUGGUGGGUGCAUCAACACCGUCGGGCAGGCAGCAGCAAGAGGAGGACGACGACAUCGAGGUGCAGGUGGCUCCGUUGCGCCGGUACCGCUACACGCGUCAUGUCUGCACGUUUGCGGAGGAGGCAAAGUCACUGCAGACGUGGCUGCUACCUCACUGGUGGGCCAAUCAACAGCAGCGCUUCGCCGACUUUAUAAAGCCGCCGCCGCCGCCGCUGCUGCGACCUCGAAUCAGUCGAUGCCUGGGGCACCCACUCGACAGAUCACGCGCGAUGGCGACGACAGCGGCCUGCAAAGGUGUUGGCAAGGGCGGUGACAGCGCCGAAGAUACUUAUCAGUCGUCCUUGUGCUGCUUCCUGGAUCGGCAUGAUGAGACGGAGGCGUGGGUGCAGCUCCUGCACUAUGCUCACCUCCGGCUGCUGCGUCGGCCCUACGGUCCUCUUUUCCACGGCAAAUGCCUACUACGGUGCGCGCCACUCGACGGCUGCGUAGCGGAUGCGGAGGUGCACCACACGUACCUUGCCGCGAUGCUACAUCAGCGCACAGGGGAGUUGGCAGAGUGCUGA